Molecule: messenger RNA, 1636 nt
Organism: Malania oleifera
Lineage: Eukaryota; Viridiplantae; Streptophyta; Magnoliopsida; Santalales; Ximeniaceae
Product: quinolinate synthase, chloroplastic-like
Exons: 4
Coding region: 189-1445 (418 amino acids)
Source: RefSeq, a predicted model, not a curated record
CGCCAUGCGAGCAGCGAUCUUUCAGCCUUUCAGACACAGACACAAACCAGAGGGUGCGCAGUUUAGGAAUCUCUUCCCAGCUCCAGCAUCCAAAUCCAAAUCCGUCUCUCCCCCCGACUCCCUACAAUUCAUAUUUCCUCGCUCUUUCCUUCCGACCCUGUUCUAUUUUUCUUCCUAUCCAAACAAACAUGCUCUCUGCAACUCUGUUCCCGUCCCCUUUUCCUUUCCCUUUCCCUUGUACUCCUCGUUUCAUCAAAACAUUGUCCAAAUACAAAACUCCUAAGUUCGCUUACACUCUGUUCAAACGCAACAACGAAUCCGAGAAGAAAUCUGUUAUGUUCAAAUCUUCGAAAUGCGUUCUCGGGUCUGUUCUCAACCCCGAUUCGCCGUCGCCGGCGGGGCCGUCAAACCGAAAGCUUCGAUCUUUGGCGUCGGAGUUCAGGUCCCUUUCGGAGCCGAUUGACCGCGUGAAGCGGCUGCUGCACUACGCGGCGAUUCUGCCGCCGCUGGAGGCGUCGGCGCGCGUGGAGGCGAACAGGGUCACCGGGUGCACGGCGCAGGUGUGGGUGGAUGCACGCUUGGACGAUUUGGGGAGGAUGAGGUUUGGGGCCGACAGCGAUUCGGAGAUUACGAAGGGGUUUUGUUCGUGUUUGGUGUGGGCGCUCGACAGGGCGGAGCCGGAGGAGGUGUUGGCGUUGAGGACGGAGGAUUUGGCGGAGUUGAAUUUGGGAUUGGGCGGCGGGGGCAGGGCUCAUUCCAGAGUGAACACUUGGCAUAAUGUUUUAGUCAGUAUGCAGAAGAGGACUACAGCUUUGGUUGCAGAGAAAGAUGCCACUGCCGAGCCGAAGCCUUUUUCGUUCUCUGAUGUUCGCUAUAAAUUAUGCAAUGAAGGAAGCUCAGGUUGCGAGUUCAUUAUUUUCCUAGAAGUGGAUUUCAUGUCAGAAAAAGUACGGACAAUACUUGAUCAAGCUGCAUUUGGAAAGGAUGGCGUUUGCGUGGGGCAGGACUUCUUCGAUCACAAAAUCAUGCACAGGAUAAAGGAAAUUUACUCUGCUGCAUUCGUGUUGAGCAAACUUGAUCUGAAAGACCCGACCGCAAUGCACGGGAUAAAGGAGACUUACCCUGAUGCUUUCGUGAUGACUCAUUUUGAAGUUUGCAUACUUGAUCUGAAAGACCCUAACGCAAUACACAGGAUAAAGGAGAUUAACUCUGAUGCAUUCGUUGCAACUCAUUUUGAAGUUUGUAAACUUGAUCUGAAAGACCCGACCGCAGAUGCUGGAAGCGAGCCAACAGUGAGGCACCUCCUGGACAGGUUCAUUGGAAGUGAAAAGGUGUGCAUUUCUUCUUUGAAACCCCAGUUUGGAUCAUUCAAGCUUUAUAAUUCUCUCAUAGAUUCUAUGGGUUGCUGGGUUGCUUCUGCAGUCAAUGAGAAGGUUACCCCAUAAACCUGUUCUUUACUCACAGCACAAGAAAUUGUUGCUUAUCCUAAAAAGUUAAACUUAGAAGUUCUGUGGUACAAUAUAUGUGCGAUUGUGCUGCCUUUCUGCCCAUUUGAAUGUUUAAACUUGUUAUUAUCAAUCUACUCAAAGAAUAUCUUAUAUAUAUGGUGCGUAGAAAUUGAAUGAUAUUAAAUUUU